CAUGACAUGAAUUCAAUUCAUGGUGGUCAGGUCAGGGAUGCAUUGAUUGUCCAUGGGAGCGUACAAAGUGUGGCAUACGAGUCAAAAAUGCAUGGCCAUGGAUGGGCCACCCGGGCAUGCGAAGUUCACACCGAUGAACGCACUCGCAGCCAGGCAAUCGACAGGUCAUUCGAUACGCAGGCAGGUAAAUCAGUUGCGGUCUGUGCACCGUCUGGCGCUUGCUAUGUUGAAUCCUACAAAGUGUAAUCAUCUCACAGCCACGUACUCAGCUUCUAACCUGCACACUGACUGACCCCAUCGGGCAUGGCAUGCGUGCAGGAUUCCCCUCCCCUCUCUCUCGAUGAAAAUGCACCGACAGUAAGAGAGACAGACGACGUCUGUGGAUAACGUCGUACGAACAUGAUGUGAUGCAUACAUCUUUCUCUCCAUUGAAGGCACAAAUUACAUGGAAGCACCAUACAUGCGAGAGACACCCAAAACACACAUGCGCAGGCGUGUCAUCUGUCCUCUCUCCACAGAUGCCUGCUCAUCUCUCUAUGUCUGCAGCACCGCACCGCCCUUGCUCUUGACCUUGGCCUUAUACACUUGCUUCUUGACGCGACGAGCGUCACUUGCCUCCUCCUCAUGUUCACCAGCAGCAGCAGCAGCUGAAUGGCCAAGACACACACAUAUACAUGGGCAUACGCGUGUGAGCCAAUGCGUGGAUGAAUGUGUGUGUCAGUCUGUAUGCAUCUCUUCUGUCUCACUUGAGCGGCGUCGGCGACAAGGGCAGCUACGUGUACAGCGGCCGCAGGUGCCUCUUCCUCGUCCUCCUCUUGGCCACCACGGCAGCAGCAGCCUCCUCCCCAGCGCCUUCCCCAGCCUCAGCAGCAUGCGAUACAGCGGCGUGAGCGUUUCCUUGCUGUGUCUAUCUGCGGGGGACAUGUCGAUGUCGGGUGGUGUGAAAGGCUGCUGCUCCUGCUGCUGGUGAUGUUCAGAUAGAGCUGGGGGUUGCAGGAGUGGUGCGCGAAUGCCUUGUAUCUCCUCCUCCAU
Molecule: messenger RNA, 1032 nt
Organism: Vitrella brassicaformis
Lineage: Eukaryota; Vitrellaceae
Source: the annotation of a GenBank genome assembly